AUGAUGGAGACAGCCAAUCACGUCAACAUUGCAAUGAUAGAAGAUAUCGGCAGCAACGGGACGGCGAGGUCAAAGGUCGUCACAGCCGUGGACCAGAACAAGCAGCCGUGUGGCUCCACCGUGAGCUUCCACAGCAUCCAAUACAAAGUGCAGCUGAAGAGCGGCUUCUUCUGCAAAAAAACCACUCCCAGGGAAAUUCUGGUCGACCUCAAUGGGAUUAUGAGACCUGGCCUCAACGCUAUUCUUGGACCUACUGGAAGUGGAAAAUCUUCAUUCUUGGAUAUUCUUGCUGCAAGAAAGGAUCCUUUAGGUCUCUCAGGAGAAGUCCUCAUUGACAAAGCACCACAGCCUCCGAACUUCAAGUGCCUCUCUGGCUAUGUGGUUCAGGAAGAUGUGGUCAUGGGCACCCUGACUGUGAGGGAGAAUCUGCGUUUCUCUGCAGCGCUGCGGCUGCCCAGCUCUGUGCCUCAGAGUGAGAAGGAGGCUCGAGUCAAUCACCUCAUUGCAGAACUGGGUCUCGCCAAGGUGGCUGACUCCAAGGUGGGCACACAGAUGACGCGGGGCAUCUCUGGAGGAGAGAGGAAGAGGACGAACAUCGGCAUGGAGCUGAUUAUUGAUCCCUCAGUUCUCUUUCUGGACGAGCCGACCACGGGACUGGAUGCCAGCACCGCUAACUCUGUCCUGCUGCUGCUGAAAAGAAUGGCCAGUCGUGGAAGAACCAUAAUUAUGUCGAUCCACCAACCUCGAUACUCCAUCUACAGACUGUUCGACACUCUCACUCUGCUGGUCGGUGGUAAAAUGGUUUACCACGGACCGGCGCCAAACGCUUUGGACUACUUCGCCAACAUUGGUUAUCCCUGUGAGCCCCACAACAACCCAGCUGACUUCUUUCUGGAUGUUAUUAAUGGAGACUCCACCGCUACAACCAUGACCAAAGUGCACGGCCCUGAAGAUUUGGACUUUGAGGAGCUGGGCGGCUCCAGGCAGAGCAUCGAGGAGCGGCUGGUGGAGGAGUACAGGGACAGCAGCUACUCCAGCGACACAAGAGCUGAGCUGGACCGCAUCGUCCAGGAUAAGAAGUGUGUCUCGUGUUCAAAAUCCCGCACCAUCACCUACAACAGCUCCUUCUUCCACCAGCUGCGUUGGGUUCUCAGGAGAACUUUCCAGAACCUCAUGCUGAACCCACAAACAUCAGUGGCACAGCUGGGAGUCAACAUCUUCCUCGCCCUCAUCGUAGGAGCCAUUUUCUUCGGGGUCAAAGAUGACCAGAGCGGUAUCCAGAACAGGAUGGGCGCCCUCUUCUUCAUCACUACCAACCAGUGUUUCAGCACCGUGUCCGCCGCCGAGCUCUUCAUCAUCGAGAGGAAACUGUUUGUGCACGAGUACAUCAGCGGCUACUACAGAGUGUCCGUCUACUUCCUCUCGAAGAUCCUGUCUGACAUCACUCUGCGAACCAUCACCUCCGUUAUCUUCAGCUGUGUUGUCUACUUUAUGAUCGGGCUGAAAUCCACAGCUGCAGCCUUCUCCGUCUUCACGCUGACGGUGACUCUGGUGGCGUACACAGCCACAGCCAUGACGAUGGCCAUCUCAGCCGAUCAGAGCGUCGUGGCUCUCGCCAACAUCUUCAUGACCAUCACCUUCGUCUUCAUGAUGAUUUUCUCAGGUCUCCUGGUGAACCUCCCCAGCAUCAUGGACUGGCUGGCCUGGCUGAAGUACUUGAGUAUUCCUCGCUACGGCCUCGCAGCCUUGAAGAUCAAUGAGUUUGUGGGUUUGAAGUUUUGUGACGAGGCUGUGAUCCGAAACACCAACAUGUCGGCUGCAGUGACCAACUGCAGUGUGAGCUCAGCCGGCCCGACAUGUACAGGAGAGCAGUACCUGGACUACCUGGGAAUAGAGUACACCCCCUGGGGACUGUGGGAGAACCAUGUGGCUCUGACCGUCAUGACGUUCAUAUUCCUCAUCAUCGCCUAUCUGAAACUACGCUACAUCAAGAAAUUCACUUAAAUGUGUGAUUAUGCAUCUUUUUAUUUUUGUCUUCAAGGAACAAGGCCAGUUCACCAAUUAAAGGAACAGUACACCAUUAUUGCAAACAUCAGUUUUAUCAUCUUUGGUGUUUAGACACUAAUAUGACCAUAUUCUAUAUUUUGUUGGAGUGUUUUUUUUAAGCCCAGCAGAGAAGAGAGUUUUCUGA
Molecule: messenger RNA, 2191 nt
Organism: Cottoperca gobio
Lineage: Eukaryota; Metazoa; Chordata; Actinopteri; Perciformes; Bovichtidae
Gene: abcg2d
Product: ATP binding cassette subfamily G member 2 (JR blood group)
Cellular component (GO): membrane
Molecular function (GO): ABC-type transporter activity; ATP hydrolysis activity; ATP binding
Source: RefSeq, a predicted model, not a curated record